AUAAUGCCACCUCCCAAAUUGUGACCUCCUCAUAUGCUUGCUUGCUGCUGUUCAUCUCUCUUCUCUCUCCACUUGAGAGAGUUCAUAGAUAGAUGAUCCAGAAGAGAGAGAGAGAGAGAUUAAACUUGAAUAGAAUUUGAUGGCGACCCAUCUCCCUGAUGUUUUCAAGUGUCCAAUUUCUCUUGAGAUAAUGUCUGACCCAGUCAUCCUCUCAUCAGGUCACACCUAUGAUCGUUCCUCCAUCCAACGCUGGCUUCAAUCCGGUCACCGUACUUGUCCAAUUUCCAAAUUACCUCUCUCCGACCCCCCUUCUCUCAUCCCCAAUCACGCUCUCAGAAGUCUGAUUUCCAAUUACACAACCACCGUCUCUAUUCCCCACCCAGAGAAUCCACAAACGCUACUCUCCUCACUCACAUCUCAAUAUUCCCCUCUUGAUCUCAAACUCAACUCCCUCGAUCAACUCACGCGACUCUCCAAACGCGACUCAGGUCUCCGCCGGAGGUUAACCGAAUCGGGUGCCGUUUCCGCCGUCCUAAACUGCGUCGCCUCAGAUAACCCUGUUCUUCAAGAAAGAGCCUUAACCUUACUUCUCAAUCUCAGUCUUGAUGAUGAUAAUAAGGUGGGUUUGGUGGCGGAGGGAGCAAUCGGCCGCGUUGUAUCCGCUUUAUCUUCCGCCGACGCCUCUCCCGAUACCCGGGCCGUAGCCGCGACGGUGUUGACUAGCCUAGCGGUUGUUGAGGUAAAUAAAGCGACAAUUGGUGCUUUCCCUUAUGCAAUUAAGGCUUUAACUUUGCUUCUUAGUAAUGGACAUUCCCGAGAAAGAAAAGAGGCCACUACGGCUCUUUAUACUCUAUGUUCGUUUCCAGAUAACCGGCGGCGAGCUGUUGAACAUGGGUCGGUGCCAAUAUUGAUUGGUAUUGCUGGGUCAGGGCUAGAAAGAGCGGUGGCUUUACUGGGUUUGUUGGCGAAAUGUAAGGAAGGGAGGGAAGAGAUGGUGAAAGUGGGUGAUUUUGUAGCGGUUAUUGUGAAUGUGUUGAGAAAUGGUAGCUUGAGAGGAGUUCAAUACGCUCUUAUGACUUUGAAUUCUGUCUGCUGUUACAGUGAAGAUGUGUGCUUAGAGGUUCUUAGAGAAGAAGGGGUGUUUGAGUUUUGCUUGGGAUUGCUUGAAGAUGAGAAUGAAAAGGUAAGAAGAAACGCUUCAAGUUUGAUUCAACUUCUUAGAGGAAGAAAUCUUUCAUCUUUAGGAGAAUGAGAUAGGUUUUGUUUUCAAUUAGUUUUAGUCAUUGUGCAGACUAAAGAGAUACUCUUCAUAGUCCUAGGUUUUUUUAAUGGUCUGUCGAACGUUGUUAUACCUAUAUCCCAAUAAAGAUGGCACAUUCUUGUUC
This is a messenger RNA of Impatiens glandulifera, 1385 nucleotides long. Its product is annotated as U-box domain-containing protein 8-like. The coding region runs from base 140 to 1252 and encodes 370 amino acids. Lineage: Eukaryota; Viridiplantae; Streptophyta; Magnoliopsida; Ericales; Balsaminaceae. Gene Ontology annotation, biological process: protein ubiquitination. The transcript has a single exon. Gene Ontology annotation, molecular function: protein binding; ubiquitin-protein transferase activity. Gene Ontology annotation, cellular component: cytoplasm; nucleus. The record is from RefSeq and is a predicted model, not a curated record.